Molecule: messenger RNA, 35096 nt
Organism: Podarcis lilfordi (Lilford's wall lizard)
Lineage: Eukaryota; Metazoa; Chordata; Lepidosauria; Squamata; Lacertidae
Source: the annotation of a GenBank genome assembly
GGACUCUUGAACCACCCCUUGUCAGGCCAACCCUGCCGUGCAGAACGUGAAAGAGCCCAUUCCUGUCUGGAAGGUAGCCUACUUCACUAAGGGAAGCGUUUGUACAAUUCAUUUAUUCGCCCAGUUUUGCUUUAGCCCCCCACUCAAUGCCGUGUGGCCCUUGGAAGGUUGCCUAGUGGGGAAUGUGGCCCUCAGCCUGAAAAAAGAUCCCCCAUAUAGACAAGUUUCUCAUACACCCUUCAAAACUUCACCCCUAGACCAGAGGUUUUCAACCUAUUUGGCUCCGUGGCUCCCUUGACCAACUCCAUUCUUUCUGUGGCACCCUUGUGGGGCCCAGGAGCCCUGUUAUGUCACCCCUUGCCUGCAGAGCUGGCAGCUCCUUACCCCUUUUCAAACACCCUCCUCUCAGGAGUGAUCCCUCAGUCUCCCCUCUUCUCCUCUCUCCUUGGGAAUCUUCUGGUCUCUGAGCUGCCCCCUCCCCGCCCCGCCCCAAAGAGAGGUGCCUCCUCACACUACCCGCAGGGCCCUGGGAAGCACCCCCUGGCCAUCCCUAGUGGCACCAUUUGCCCGGGGAGUUUAUAUCCAGGGCUGCUGCAACAAACAGCUGUGCAAGCCUUUGGGAGGCAGGGAUGCUAGAGGGCAUCAGAGGAACUGGAAGGGAGGGAAGGAAAGAGGGACAGAGGCCAGUGUUGCUUGCAGUCGCAGCAGACCAAAUAGAUCUCGCUGGGCUAAAGCCGUGAUAUGUUGCAGAUUCUGCGCGCUUUCACGCCAAAGAAAGCUCAUUCCAAACAACAAAUGGGCGCAACUUUCCGGCGGCAGGACCCGAUCGAGCCACUUGGUGGCACCCUGAGCUCCUCGGACGCAGCUGCUCGCAACAUAUUCCUUUUGGACGGGAGGGGCUGGGAUUCUCCCGGGCGCCGCCUCCCUCCGUUCCCCCGCGCGCCCCGCCCACGCCUCCCAAGGGCUGGGACGAGAGAAGUGUUGUUAAGUUCCGUGUCGGAGUCGCGGCUGCUGCGAGAGAAGAAAACUUAAGUCUGUGGGGACCGAGCGCCAGCACCAAGGUAAGGAAAGGAGGGCCUGCGCUUUCGGGAAGGGGUUGCUCGUGAGGAAGCCCGAUGCGUUGCGGGGUUGUGGCUUUUUUUUAUUAUUAUCCCCGGGCGCCCUAGCAGGUGCGGAUGGGGACCCAGAAGAGAUGCGUUCUCUUCCUCCCUCCCGGGCAAGUUUUUCUGUGCGCCCUUGGUGCGUUCGCGCCUUCUGAAGUUUUGUUAAAAAACGCACACUCGGUUUUUUAUUCCUUCUCGCGAGGUUAUUGACUCCUUGGUCCGAGUUUGCUCUGUUUUGAUCCUGACGGUAGCCAGCGCUGCUCCUCUCCAGGAAGCAGCCGAGCGCGGGGCUCCGGUGCCUGGCGCUGGCCGGUACCCGCCAUUGGAUCGCCUUGCCUGCUUGGUGCCUGGUGCUGAACGGCCAAAAGGCACGUCCUGUGAAAUCGUUGCCAGAGUGUAAACGAAGCAGAGCCGGGCGGUUUCGUUUUUGCUGCGCAAGGGGGGGCUGGUAACUCUCUGCGUAUGCCCGGAGGAGCUCAUUACCGCACAUAUUCCGAGACGUAGCCAGGGCGCGGAAAGAUUCUGUGGCUAAGCCUUGGCACAUAUUACACCUAAGUGGCUCUCCCAGGGAGCCUUCUCUCGGUAUGGCAAAUUCGUCCUGCUUUUCAGGGACUGGUUUCGGUAAAAGAUCUGGGUUGAGAGAUUGGCGUAGUUGGUCGGCCUCGACUCCCCACCCGAAGCAGAGGCAGAAGCUCAGUCGUCCCUUGUUAUUUCCAGUCACCUGACUGCAUUUAUUCCUUGGCUGGAAUAUUAAAUCAUGGGAGUUUUCAGUCUGGUUUUUACUUUUUUUUUUAGAAUGUGGGUUUAGUUUUAGUGUUUAUGAUGGGUGGGGUUACACCAGUCAUUUGUCUGUUUCAUGUUUGCACUCCUUAGAUAUUCAGCAAAGAGGCCCUCCCACCAUCUGAGAAUGGGUAGGCAUUGUGCCAAAGCAAGGGUUAGGAUUGUAGCCUAAGACUCCUUUCCAGGAGAGGGGAGUUGGCUUUUAAGUGGGGGAGGACUUUUUGGAGCACAGCGGAAAGGAGGGAGAGAGAGACCUGCUCUUUCUGCAGUGGGUCCACAGAAUCCCCUCCCUCUAGUGAAACUUUGCCUAAGUGCCAAGCCCACAGGGACAAGAGAUGUGGAGUUAGCAAAAGAUGCAGCUUCUAUGGAAGAAGAGGAAGCCAGCCAGAACUUUGUGAAAGAGUCAUGCUCAUAGAAACACUGUGAUGUAAUGGGGUGGGGCAAGGGCUGGGUGGCCUUUUUUGACAUUUGCUCCGCUGACAACAUCCCUUGGUUUUUCCACUUGUCUGCUGAAAUGACAAGGCUAUUUUACUCCCUUGCCUGACCAACCUGUUCCCAGCCUUGCUGAUUCCUUUCUGUCCCAGUCUCCUCUUGCUGUUGUUCCUUCCCAUCUCCCUAGAUCUGUCAAAUGCAGUCAUUUUACAGUAAAAUAUUUAACCUUCUCUUCCAUUUCAGUAGAGAUUACCAUUCCCAUCCCUGGGAUUCCCCAACCUAGUUGGGUCACUAGGACUAAAAACUCUGAAUUCUUCAGUGCAUGGCCUGGAUUUCGUUGGCUUUUUACACACACACACACACACACACACACACACGUGUCUCAAACAAACAAACUAGACAUGGUUGCUAAGUUUGGUCAUGUUGUUGUCACAUUAAUCCUUGAGAAGAAAUGUAUUACUAUUAAUAAUCCUUUAAAUUUCUGCUUGGACUGGCACUCACAAAUAAUCUGUUGAUUUUUUUUAAGUCAACAGAUUUAUUACCCAGAACAAACAUGUAUACUGUAUAACCAAAACCUCAAUUAAAAUUCAUUUUUGUAUUCAUCACACACUGGACUUUUUCUUAAGUUAUGGCCCACUGUUGUACUAUGGGCCACUUUAACUGGCACGCACACCUCAGAUUGGAAUCUGUAGCUUGAAACUCCCUGCCUCUUCACUGUAUUAUUUUAGAUGCCUACUGAAAAUGUUUUUGAAAAUGGCCUUGAUUGAGCAUUUAUUCUUACUUGUUUAUGGAGUGGUUAUACAACAAUGAGCAUUUAUCUUGCAUUCAUCUUGGCUGGCUUGUGGGGUGUUUGAAUGUCUUCCCAUUAGUCCUUCAUUUGUUUUACAGCCUUGAAUGUAUUUCCCUGUCACUUUUCAACAUUAAAAAAGGUUGAUUCUUUUUUUAUAUGUCGAUUUGUUGCUCUAGAGCAGAGAGGGCUUUAAUCCACUUUAAUUAGGGAAACCUAAAUCUACAGUAUGCACUGAACUCCUCCUACAUAUUAGUGACAGUCUGGAGUCAUGAAUCUUAAUAGUGAACUUGUGUAACCAAAGCAGGGCUAGGGAGUAGCAAGAGGGAGAUGGAUGCUUGGAGAAAUUCUAAGGCUUACUUACAGGUAAUCUUGGCCCAACUGCACUGGCUACCAAUUAGCUUCUGGACCCAAUUCAGUGUACUUAAAUGGCUCAGGCCCACAAUACCUGAAGGACUGCCCCUCCCCAUAUAAACCACCCCAGUUUCUGUGUUCUUCAUCUGAGGCCCUUCUUCAUAUGCCUCCUCCACAUGAGGUCUGGAGGGUGGCAACACGAGAACGGGCCUUUUCAUCCUUGGAUACUUCAAUUCUUUCUUUCUCACAUAUACAUUUGUUUCUUGUAACAAAUCAGUUGCAGUGAAUACGUGAGAUUCCAAGGAUAUCUGGGGGCUGAGAAUUCCCUUGAGCUACAUAGAAAGUUGCCAUAUUUCAGGGCAGGCAGUUUGGGCCCAUUUAGCCCACUGCUGUCUUCCAUGAUGAUUGGCAGCUGCUCUCCAGCCACCCUGGGACUUUCUGCAUACAAAGCAAACGCUCUGGCUUCUUGAAGCUGUAGCCCCGCCCUUUCCUCAGACAUUUUUGAAAACAGAGUUAUAGAAUCUCUUCAGCCCCAGGGUAGGGAGGUUGAUCACCAGUCCUUCCCAAGCAGCUAUGCUUAGUAAGGAACCUGGGCAACGUGUCCUGCCUUACCAACCUGAAGCUUUUUAGCCACUCUGCAUCUUCUUGGGCAUUCAUUUCCCUAAGGGGAUUCUCCUAUUCAUCCCUCUUUUGAACUUUCAAAUAAGGACCUGGGAAAUAGUAACUAUUUUCUCUUGGCUUCUUUGAGAAAAGAGCAUCACCUAGCUUUGAAGACUUAGAUUUAAAUGGAAAAGCUCCUGUUUGCAAAGCUCUAAGUAGCAUGGCUCAGGUAUGCACAUGUUUAGAGAUGGGAAGGCCUGGAAAACCCCCCGGAAAAAACCUGUCCAUCCGUUCCCCCCAUUUUUUCUGGGUUUUUCCCCCCAGGCCUUCUCAUGCAGCCUCUGGUCUAAAAGGCUGGUGAGCUGAAGAAAGAAGGCUCAAGCUUAGGCUGCGAUCCAGUUGCCACCUACCUGGGCGUAAACCCCAUUGAAUACAACAAGGCUUACUUCUAAGGAGACAUGUAUUGGCUUGCUGUGUUAGCAACCAGAUUGGCCCAAGGCCAUUGUGGGAAUCAAAAACGUGGUAGAAAAAAUAUUAAAACAUGAUGUGUUUUUUACAGACGCAAGCCAAAUCUAACCAGCCACCGUAUUUGGUUUGAAACAAGUUGGGUGGUGGUAGAGGAGGAGGACAGUGAGACCAGUGGAUCAGCUGAAGCUCCUCAAAUUGUGUACAGGACUAAAACAUUUCUGUGACACAGGUUUGCUGUAAUGUUCCUUAUCAGUUUCUUCCCAGGCAUUUGUUCUUCUUUUCCCAACUUACAUCUUCUGGAGCAGAAGGGAGCAAAGCGAGUGAGGAAGCAUGACUUGACUUUUCCAUUCCGAUUGAUUCCAACUUGGCUGGGAGUUUGGGAUUCCUUUUCCUCAAUUGACCUCUUUGUUUCCUGAAGUCAGAUGGGCAGGCGGGGGCUACACAUAACAAUUUGUGCUGAGAUGUGAAAUGGCUAACGCUCUUUCCUACUCCCAGGUCUGGGAAGGGCAACUGGAUUAAAAAAACCUUUCUGUGUAAACAUCCACACACCCUGAAUGUGUGCAUAAACACAGCAUUCGCACACACUGCACCUUCUCAGCUGAUCUGUGUCUAAUUAGUUACAUAUUACUACAUUUCUAUAUCAUCUUACCCCCAAAGAGCUCAUUGCAGGAAUAUGUGCUUUUCUCCUCUGCAUUCACUCCUCGAAGCAGCCUGGUGUGAUAGGUUAGGCUGAGUGGUAAUAACUGGCCCAAGUUCACCCAUUGAACGAUGGCUGAGCGGGGAGUCUGACAAUCUAACCGCUAUACAACUCUUGUUACCUCUUCACUCAUCAAAUCAGGAAGGAGCAAUUUGCAUCCCCAUCAGGGCACUGGGCUAAGCAGAGAGGUCUCUGCCCCAUCCCAGUGCUGGGUCUACCUUUAUUCUUUUUCCUGCCUCUCCCAAGUGGGGGAUCUAGUAAGGAUGUGGGUGAGAGAGAGAAAAAUGUACUUGUGGGGACUGGGCAGAGAGUUACCGUAUUGGCCUGAAUAUAAGCCUUGCUUUUUCCCCAAAUCCUGACCGUGAAAAGUUAAAGUGCGGCUUAUAUUCGCAACCUUACGGUAUGCAUAUAUUUGGAUUUUUUUCCCCUCUCCCCCCCCUUUCCAGUUUUAAAGGUGCAGCUCAUAUUCGGGUGCGGCUUAUAUUCAGGCCAAUACGGUACCCAGCUGUGACCCAGAGAUUCAGCAUGGGCUCUGUGGUGUGGGUUUUUGAAAACAGGCUUUAAAACUCUUUUCAGAAAUAGCUUAUAGGGGUAUCGGAAGGCCUGCUUAUAUGGUUCUGAGCAAAGUGUCACAUAAUGUAAAAUAAAAGGUCUACUCCAGUGCUGAGAUUUAUAAAGAAAAACUGUCAAUUAUUUUUUGUUGUUGUUGCCAAGAUGAAGCUUGAAAAUAUUGGUGGAUUGCAUCUGAAGAUGACCCUCCCAGUUAAAUAUUAUUGUAUACCCAUACCUGGGGGAAAACGUUUACUAAAACAGCAAUUAAAAUUAAAAAAAUAUUUUGCAUUCAGAACAUCGAGUAUAAAAGCAGUGCUAUCUUGUGUUGUCUGCCUUUUGGUCAACACGUGCAACAUGGCUUUUAAUCAGUCCUUGAGAUGACUGCCUCUAUAAGGGAAGCUGCUGGUUUGCAUCAGCUCCCUGCAGACAUCUGCUGACUUUCUCCACAGCUUCCAGAAGCCGGAAGCUCUCCUUGGCAACUGUAUCGGGUACUCCAGUUGUGAGACAGAAAUGUUUCCUUGUCAUGAAGCUGCACCUGUUGAAUUUCUUCCAGUUUUGCUGCUGUAAAAGGCUUAGAAGCCUUUGCCGGGAAAGAAGUAGGAAAUAAUCAAAGCACUUGGCAAGAGCAAACAAACCUCUUUCCCUGACACGACUAUCCCCAGCUCUUUCUCUCAAUUAGAGCUGUACUUCUGGGGCCUUGUUGGCAGAGGCUUGGAGUCUGAGCUGAUUGAGCACUUCUCUGUGCUUUGCUAGUUUCACAUUCUCCGAAGCCAUCUCUACUAUUUUAAAAAGGUAGCUGCAUUAGGGAAAACCAGUUCGUCGUGCCAAGGUCUGGCCCUUUAGUUUAAGGAUUCAAUCCAAGAGCAAUAUUCUAACAAUACAAGAGAGGUGUGCCGCCACCCCCCGGCCCUGACACUGCAGUAACAACCAUUAUUUUAAAAGAAAAUGGAACAUUGGAAUCUUUUUGACCCCUGGCUAUGACAUCCACAAGCUGAGAAAGUCAGUAUGAUAAGUGACAAAGCAAAUUUACAGAGCGCUCUUUGUAUGUGUGUUGAAAAACUACAAAAGGAGCGGGGUUGGAUCUGAGCAUCCAGACCAGAGGCAUUGGCGAUCAAAUUUAGGCAUCAGAACUUUCUUUUUAAAGGAAAUGUACACUGUGAGUAGCAAUCAACAUGUUCUGAAAAUCUUGAUGCCAAACUUAUCCGUAGGACUUUUUCUAGUUUCUGCCUUGCUCCUUGAUCUUGAUGAGGAGCAAGUUUUUUUUUUUACUGGUUUUGCUAAAACCACGAACAAUUCUUGCAUUAUUAUACUGGAACAUUAUGUACAUGUGCACUUCAAGUUAGUAUCCAGCACAUCAGCAUACAACAAUGCAUACAACUCUGUAAAAGUGCUUAGGUACAAUAUUUACAAAAAUUAUAUUGUAGAAAUGUAGUACUGUAUUGCAUGGGGAUGACUUUUUUAUGUAUGAUAUAUGUUUGUUCCUGCUUAUAAUUUUGCAUAUGAUUAGCCAGGCUUCCUUUUUCUUUAACCAGCAGUGCAUGAAUGACUUGCACUUGAUGGAAAGAAUGGUUCAGUGUGGACAAAUUCCAUGCAUACAUCUGUUUAAAAAGGAUUCCUCCUCCAUCCCCAACUAUGAGUGCUCAUCUUAUUUAUUUCAUGAAAUGCAUCACCCAGAAAAAGCUUCUUUCACUUGCAGAACAGUUCAGUUUCUGGUCCUGAAGCCUCUUGCUAAAAAUAGACUGAUGGAACCGUGAGGCCUUUCCUGCCCUGCCCUAUUCAUAAUAGGAGGUGUCAUGUUUUCCCUGCCCCAGCUUUAGCUCUGAAAGGGAUUUUUGUAAAGUUUGCUUGAGCCUGGGAGCAGAGCAAAAACUUUGCAUCAGAAUUCAAAAUGUCCAGACCCCCAGCUAAAUGCAGUAUUAUAUUUGUACCUAGGAAAGGAAAGAGAAUAGAGAGAGAAAAGAACACUGGGGAGUGACUUGAGGAGAGUUUUAUGAGAAAACAUGAAAGGGGGAUGGAACUAUAUAACAUAUUGACUCAAGCUUAGUGUACGUGUAACACUGGAGAAUUGUGGUUGGAUUUCCUGUAGUUUUAAUGAGGUCCUUCAAAUUUUAUUGAACCAAUGUGGGGCCAGGUGGAGGAGGUAUUUACUCCUCUCCCUCCUCUCUUGAAGCUCCAAUUUUGGAGCCCCCCCCCCCAAAGGCACCAAAGCAAAACCCAAAAAUAUCAGGAGAUCUGAUUGCAGAACUCCUGUGUAAUAUGUAAUCUGUCUCUAAAUGGCUGGCUGGGACUGAUGGGAGCUGUAGUCCAAAAUGAAUGGAGGACACCAGGUUGAGAAAGUCUUCUAUAAUGAGGAGGAUAGUAAGACACAUGGACUAAUAGCUGCAGUGGCCGUUUGCAGAUAUGUUACUGAGGGUAUAGUCCUAAAGCAGACUUGCCUGGGAAUAAGCCCCAAUGGACACCGUGGGAGUUCUGGGUUGUAACCAAUCAAGUUUUACACAAGAGUAGACCCAUUGAAAUUCAUGAACCCAAUUUAGUCAUGUUCCUGAAUUUCAGUGGGUAUAUUCUGAGUAAAACUUAGCUGGGUACAGCCCAGUAUUGUUCAUGUUUUUGAAAACUUAGCCAACAGAAACGUUUGUAUAAGGCACCCACCGGGUUCCAAGUAUAAAGAAAAGCAUAGCUGUCAACUUUUCUCUUUUCUUGCAAGGAAUCCUAUUCGGAAUAAGGGAAUUUCCCUUAAAAAAAGGGAAAAGUUGACAGCUAUGAAGAAAAGUAUUAAGGAAUAAGGGCAGAAAAGAAAAGCAGGCGUUUCCCAUAGAUCUUUUUUCUUUUUGCUUCUUCUUGCAGAAGUCAGAAGUUUUGCUUUUAGCUUUGGUGUCUUAUGACCUAGAAAGAAUUGCAGCUUGUGUUAAGGCCAAUAGGAUCACAGUGGACGCUGUCCAAAAAAACUUUCGUCACUUUCAGAAUUAUUCAGUUUCUGGGAUCUAGAGUCUCUUGCUAAAAACAGACUGGUGCGAGGCCUCUGCUGCUGUUCACUGCACUAUUCAUAGUAUGAAAUGCCAUGUAUUCCAAGCUCUUACACAGGCAGCUGCUUUAUACGGACUGAUGCCAUUGGGUCCAUGUAGCUCAGUAUUGUCUACACUGACUACAGCAGCUCUGCUGGGUUUCAGACAGGGAAUCUCACUCAGCCCUGCCUGGAGAUGCUGGGGGUUGAAUCUGGGGCCUUCUGCAUGCAAAGCAGAUGCUCUACCCCUGAGCUACAGCCCUGAAAGGCUUUGGCAUUGUGCAAUAAAAAAGCAGUUUGUUUUUAAGGUGCCACAAGGCUUGAUUUUGCUGCAACAGACACCUGUUCCUCUAGAAACCUAGAAAAAAAAUCAGAAGCUUUCCCAUUCUCUCUCUCUCUCUCUCUCUCUGGGACCAUUCCGUUUUAGGCUCCUCCCCUCCUGACUCCUUUUCCAAGGGAAGAAGUAGGACCACACCUAAUUCCUAAAUCACAUGUGACUGUGACUCAGCAGAUAAUUAGUGAGUCCCUGAACAGGCUUUUUUUUUUCUUGAGAAGUAGAUGGUACUGCUAUGCUGUACUUUCAGUUCCUGGUGUGCUGGGGACCUUGUGAUGAUUGAGUGGGAAGAACUGUUCUACAAAGCUACAUGUUGGCACUUCAGCCUUCACUCAAGGAGACUGAUUAAGGCUACAAUCCUAAUCCCAUUGACCUAGGAGAAAGCCCCACUGAAUGUAGUAGGGCUUACUUCUGAGUAGAUGUAAUUAGGCAUGUGCUAUAAAUGCCUUAAAGAACCACAGGCUGUGUAAAUGAGUCCAGUUAAAGCAGAAAACAUCAAGGAUGUAUGCUGAGCAAGCCAUCACUGGUGGUUAGACCAAGGUUGCUGCCACAAGAAUGCAAGAGUGACAUGUUUUUAGCUCUGGCACUUUGCUAACUUACUUCCUACCUGUAUUUGGCUUCUGAUUCCAUGGUUUCUGAAAAGCAAAUGCAGUUGCUGGUGACAAUGUGGGGCAAAGAGAAGGAAGUAGCUUUGUCUCUCUCUCUCUCUCUCCAUCUCUCCCCACUAUACACAGAUGUGGGAAGUUUUCUCUCUCUCGCCGCAACAAGCUCCAUCGGCUUGUACUGCCUGCAGCGGAGUGAUAAAGAAGAAGCCAUGCUUUGUUUUCAGAGAAACAAUUGCUAUGUUGAGAGGUUGAACAAGGGGAGUUUGUAGUGGACAAACAUAGAAAGUACAACUGUAUCUUAGAAUGGGGUGACGGCAGUGGUGAGUCAGAGGGACAAGGGAGUGAGAACUACCAGGCAGAAGACAGCUAGCUCUGUUGCAUGCCUGUUGGCUUUCUGGAUGCAUAGUGUUCUGCCUCUCUGCGACAUGGGUGCCUCUGCGACAUAAAGCAGUGGUGUGAAAAGCCUCCUGGUACGUGAGAGAAAUCUGCUAUGUGCUGCCUCUCUACAUCAGCCCCUCUGUCUUUGGGAGGGCCAUAGCUGGAGUAGAUUUCUUCCACGUGACAUAGGGCUCCUCAAGGAGUUGCCCUGAAGUGGCUCCUACCGCAGAAAGCUAACAUGGGAAGGUGGACAUGGACUGUUUACUACACACCAAAGGCAACUUCUGUUCAUUUCAACCUAAAUCAGUCCAUUCUGUAUGGACACAUUAUCUGAGUUUUAGCUAGCUGGCUGUAGUGUAAGCUGAGAGUUCAAUUUAUUGAACUGACUUGGUGUAGAGAAAAGCAACGAGCAUGUACCUCCCCUCACUUCCUGCAGCCAGUUUUUUAAUUGAUUGUACUUCUCUUUCAAAGUACAGACACAUUUUUUCAUAAUAUUGCGCCAUCUGGAGCUAAAAAGGUGUCAGCAAGAGGCCUUGCUUUCCUCUGGAGUACCAGUGGUGAGCCAUUUCCAUUAGGCCAUGCCGAUUGUUAUUUUGUCCAGUUUAGCAUUUCUUGCCAGAUAAGACUUUGUAGUGCUCUUAUUUUUUUGUCCCCUGCUGGGAUCACAUCUACUUGGAUGGUCCGCCCCUGCCACUUAAUGGAUCCAAAUGCUUUAUCCCAUGUUGAUGGCCUUUCAGCUGAUUCCCUGGUGGCCCGCUGGAAUGCGGAGUUAACCAGGGCUAUUGACUGUCUGGCUCCGAAGUGCCCUCUCCAAUUGCAUGGAGCCCGGACAGCCCCGUGGUUUUCUUUGGAGCUGAGGGCAAGGAAACAAUUGCUGAGACAGCUAGAGUGUCAGUGGCAGAAAACUCAUUCUGAAUCGGACCGGACACGGGUUAGAGCUCAACGUCGAGCCUACCAAGUGGCGAUAGCGAUGGCGAAGAAGACUUUCUUCACUGCCUCUAUUGCAUCUGCAGAAAAUAGUAGCAGGAGACUCUUUCAGGUGGUUUGCAAUCUAACGGAACCACCUUUACCACCGGGGUCUUUGUAAAGACCCCAAGAUCUCCUGCAACGAUUUUGCAAAGUUUUUUGCAGAUAAAGUCGCUCAUAUUCACAUAUUCAGAAGGAGGUAGACACCACCGUGGGAGUAGGGCCGGGGCAGGAAAGUGCUAGAGCCCUGUCUGGUCAAGUUGCAUGGAAUCAAUUUCAAUCCAUUACCCCCGAGGAUGUGGACAGGCUGCUUGGAUGUGUGAAACCAACUACCUGUCUCCUUGAUCCUUGCCCACCCUGGCUAAUAAAAGCAAGCCGGGAAGGGCUGGGCGAUGGGCUCUGCGGGGUGGUGAAUGCUUCUCUCUGUGAGGGAGCAUUCCCAGAUCCGCUGAAAGAGGUGGUCAUUAAACUGCUUCUUAAAAAAAAAAUAUCUUUAGACCCGGCCAGUAUGGCCAACUAUCGCCCAGUCUCAAAUCUUCCAUUCUUGGGCAAGGUGAUUGAGCAGGUGGUUGCUGAACAACUCCAGGUACGCCUGGAGGAUGCGGACCAUUUGGAUCCUUUCCAAUCGGCUUCAGGGCUCAUCAUGGGACUGAAACUGCCUUGGUCACGCUGGUUGAUGAUCUCCGGCAGGCUAGGGACAAAGGUGAGAGCUGUUUCCUAGUUCUGCUGGAUCUCUCAGUGGCCUUUGAUACAAUCAACCAUACCAUCCCUUCUGGACUGUCUAGAGGGGCUGGGAGCUGGGGGCACUGUCAUACAGUGGUUCCUCUCCUUCCUCCUGGGCCAUGUUCAGAAAGUGGUGGUGGGGGAUGAGUGUUCAGACCCCUGGGCUCUCACUUGUGGGGUGCCUCAGGGUUCUGUCCUCGCCCCCAUGCUUUUUAACAUCUACAUGAAGCCGCUGGGAGAGAUCAUCAGGGGGUUUGGGCUGGGUGUUCAUCAAUAUGCAGAUGAUACCCAGCUCUACCUCUCUUUCAAAUCAGAACCAGUGAAGGCGGUGAAGGUCCUGUGUGAGUGCCUGGAGGCGGUUGGAGGAUGGAUGGCUGCUAAUGGAUUGAGGUUGAAUCCUGACAAGACAGAAGUACUGUUCUUGGGGGACAGGGGGCGGGCUGGUGUGGAGGACUCCCUGAUCCUGAAUGGGGUAACUGUGCCCCUGAAGGACCAGGUGCGCAGCCUGGGAGUCAUUUUGGACUCAUAGCUGUCCGUGGAGGUGCAGGUCAAAUCUGUAUCCAGGGCAGCUGUCUACCAGCUCCACCUGGUACGCAGGCUGGGACCCUACCUGCCCACAGACGGUCUCGCCAGAGUGGUGCAUGCUCUAGUUAUCUCCCGCUUGGACUACUGCAAUGCACUCUAUGUGGGGCUACCUUUGAAGGUAACCCGGAAACUACAACUAAUCCAGAAUGUGGCAGCUAGACUGGUGACUGGGGGCAGCUGCCGAGACCACAUUACACUGGUCUUGAAAGACCUACAUAGGCUCCCAGUACGUUUCCGAGCACAAUUCAAAGUGUAGGUGCUGACCUUUAAAGCCCUAAACGGCCUCGGUCCUGUAUACCUGAAGGAGCGUCUCCACCCCCAUCGUUCAGCCCAGACACUGAGAUCCAGCGCUGAGGGCCUUCUGGCAGUUCCCUCAUUGUGAGAAGUGAGGUUACAGGGAACCAGGCAUAGGGCCUUCUCGGUAGUGGCCCCUGCCCUGUGGAACGCUCUCCCAUCAGAUGUCAAAGAGAUAAACAACUACCUGACAUUCAGAAGACAUCUGAAGGAGAUAAACAACUACCUGACAUUCAGAAGACAUCUGAAGCCCUGUUCAGGGAAGUUUUUAAUGUGUGACAUUUUAGAGUAUUUUUGGUCUUUGUUGGAAGCCGCCCAGAGUGGCUGGAGAAACCCAGCCAGAUGGGUGGGGUACAAAUAAUAAAUUAUUAUUAUUAUUAUUAUUGUUAUUAUUAUUAUUACUCAUUUUAGUCUUUAUGCAAAUCUGAAAUGCAACUGAUAUGUUCAUAUUUGCCCCAAUAACCACCUGUCUCAUGCAAUUUCUAGGCAGGUCUGGAAAUAAGUAUUUAACAACAACAACAAAAGCUCUGCUCUGGGAGAGAGCAGCAGAAGAGAUCCCAGCUGUGGUCUUUUGGCUUUCUGGAGUGUGGGUCGAGGGGAAGCAAACCUAAUUCUGGUGCAACACAUGCCACUAACAGCUUCCUUUCUAGUGCUCUGCUGCCUGAGGAAUGUGAUAAUGGCUACCAUAAAUGAAAUGUCAAUGCAUGAGCUGAUCAGCAUUUUUUGCUGCUGUGUGUAAGAUGCCUAAGAGCUGGUUGUGAGUAAGAAAGAGCGUCAGCUCCUCUGAAACACCAGCUCCUGACGUGGUGAAAAUGCUCCACCAAGAUACCCUCAAUUAUGUUUAAUAUAACACUUGUCUGGGUAAACUAGGAAUAGUCAAAACAGAUUCUGAAGCUGCAGGGAUGUGGGGUGGGCUGGUGUAUUCUUGAUCUAUGUGUUGAAAUCAUAUACUCUUUUAAUGUUGUUGAAGCCAGAAACUCUCUACUACACUCCCCCCUUUUCCUCCUAAGGAGAGACUUUCGUUCUUCAUUGAAGAAGUUUGUGGUGUGCUCAUUAUGAAAGAGAGUUCCCCUGGCUGAGUCGCAGGCUGUAACAUUAUGCUGUUAUCGGGCAGGGUGCUGAAUGCACCCAGAUAAGCAAGGCAAAUGGAGGGAGCUCACAGAACUCACAUGGACCCAGUCAGACUAGACUUCCUUCUGGUUUUGCAUCUGAAGCAGUGAACUUAGUCAUUGGCUUUUUCCAGUGCUUUAGAUGAGUCUUUAGAUUCUUCAUUAUUAUUGGAGCCAACCACAAUUCCCCACCCAUGAGGCUACGUGGUUAAAUAACUUCCUUAGUCAUUCACUGUAGGGCAAUGAUGGAUAUGGUUACCUGAAAUAAUGCCUUCUGCCAUAUGGACCUAACUACAUUGUAAGAUCCUAUGCCAAAGCCCUGGCUUAAAGUGCCUCUGCCAAAUGAAGUGUGGUGGGAAAAACCAGUUGGCCCUGGGAAUUGACUGGUGAGAGGAUCAUUUUAGCACUGGCACCCUGCUCAGGGACUGAGUUUCCUACAGAGUUUCUUCCACCUUCAUAAUGGCCUUUUGGGUACCAGGAGGUGAAGAUGUUCCUGUUCACUCCAAGCUUCUAAAUACCCUGUGUUUUAUGGUCUUAGUUUUAAAUUGAGCAUAAAAUUGUAUUUUUAAAUUGUGUCACUUUUGUUAAUUGUGCCGUCCCUGCUCUCCCAGGCCACUUUGUGAGCCAUCCAUAGAACUCCUUACGAUGGGGCGGCUUCAUAAAUGCAGAAAACACAACUCAACAGAUAAAUGUAGACAAGGUGGUGACUGGUGGUUUAUUCUGCUGCUGCAGCAGCAGUUGCUGUUUAAUCUAGAUGAAGCCCUUGGACACAAAGGCUUUUCAAGCACAGAGCUCCCUGGCUUUCCUUGGUACCGCCUUACUUCAUACUGUAGCUGCUGCCUCCAGAGCAUUCUCUUUGAGCCGAGUGUGUUGGGAGGUGGAGUUCUGCGCCACUCCCUUUGCCUCAAUUAGUCUCAUGCUUGAGGCCUGACUCAGAGGGACAGGCUGCCAGGUUGGAGAGCCAAGAAUAGAACAACUCUGCAGGAAGAGACAUCUGUAUUGCAUGUGGCACCAGAGUACACAAGGAGCUGCAACCUGCUUAAUAGUUGCACCGCCUGUUUUCUUUGCUAAUUGUUGUACAGUGGUACCUCUGGUUAAGAACUUAAUUCAUUCUGGGGGUCCGUUCUUAACCUGAAACUGUUCUUAACCUGAGGUACCACUUUAGCUAAUGGGGCCUCCCGCUGCCUUGCGAUUUCUGUUCUCAUCCUGAGGUAAAGUUCUUAACCCGAGGUACUACUUCCGGGUUAGCGGAGUCUGUAACCUGAAGCGUUUGUAACCCGAAGUGUUUGUAACCUGAGGUACCACUGUACUGUCUACCGAGUUUGUACCUCAACACGGAGCAUGUGCUUAAGAUGCACCUAUUUGGGUGGUUGAAUAUUGGACUUCCUGCUCUUCUUCCAUAUUAAAGCAACAUUUAUUUUUUACUAACAUAUAUUGGAACUUUGCAAAACCACAGCUUUUUAGCGUUAGAUUUGUAUGACACAUUGGUUGGGGAUGUAAUUCUUCUGCCAGGAUUUUGGCAUCCAAGGCAGCUAGCAUUAAAAAAUAUAGAUCUGUAAAAAAACAAACCAGUCAAGAGAAAGAGAGGCUUAACUAAAGAAUCAUGGCAAGAAAAAUUGACGGACCAUGUAGAACUGGCAAAACUGACAUAUAAGCUACGGGACAAGGAUAACUGUGACUUUAAGGAUGAAGGGGAACCCUUUACAAAGUAUCUGAAGACGCAACAAAGUGAACUGGACUCCUUGGCAGGUUUUGAAUAAACAUUCACAAACUUUUGAUUGAUAAUAAUCAGCUAAAUAGUUGAUCUAUACAACUUUGUAACAUGCAGAAAACAGCAGUCUGAGAGAAACCGAAGACUGGAACUGAGGGAAGUCAGGGGGGUGGGGGCAGGUGGGUUUUAUGUGGGAGGGUGGAGGGAGGGAGGAAAAAUGGGAAAACAAGGAUGAUAUGCUUUUGGAUAAUAUUUCUUGUUUUAAUUUUGAAUAAAAGAACUUUAUAAAAAAAAGAGAAAGAGAGGCUUGAACCAUCCCAAACGUACAUAUAUCUGCCAGGGUGGUGGUAGCGACAGCAGGGGGAAUAUAAAAUCUGUAGAGUAGUGGUAUUGCAUCGUAAGUAGGUCUCCCAUCUAGCAAAGCAUUUCCAAAAUGAUUUCAGGAGGUGAGUUAGGCCAGUAGAAAUGGUUGUUUCAAAUCCUUUGAUCAUUGUCUGUUGGUUCUAGAAAUCUGCUCUGUAAAUCACUCUUUAAACAUAAUGUAAACAAAUUUUCUUCUUUUUUUUAUAAAAUAUUUAUUGAGAUUUUCAAAGUGUUACAACAUAAAAUAAAAGCAGAAGAAAAUACAAAAUAAAAAUAGUUAACAAAGUAGAAAAAGAAAAAAAAAACCCCUUCCAACCAUACGAAUACAAAUUCAAAAAUAAGACAAAAAGACACACACAAAAAAAACAAAAAUACAAUUUAAGAACAUUUAAAAACAAAUUCAUUAUUCUCGAAUCCUCAACUGUCAUUACCUUCUUUCUUUGACCGCCUCCUCCUCCCUUUCUUUGUAUCCUAGUUAUUAAUUAUCCCAGCAAAUCCUUUCCAUAUUUCAUAAUAUUCUGUCAUUACAUUACCCUAAACAGUUUUAAUCUUAUCUUUCUAUAAGAAAAUAAACCUUAAAGCUUAAAACUUAAAUCUUAUCCUUACCAACUUCUCAUAACCAUAAUAUUCUUUCAUAAUUCUUUAAACAUCUUUACUAAAGCCGAGUAAUUUCAUUCCAACAUUUUUCUGAGAUUCAUCAAUUUUAUAAAACAGUUCUAAUGUUAGAAAAAAGAAAUACAAACAGAUCCAAUCUUCAUCCAACGUCCCUUCCUCCUGGUUCCGGGUUUUGUCAGUCCUUAUUAUCCCAUCGAUCUGGCCCAUUAACCUGGCAACCUUAUAUCCGAGGCCCUCAAGUCUCUUCCAUGUCCCUUUCGCAGCUCUUCUUCAUAUUUGUAACUGUAUUUUCCCUUGUCUCCUGCUCGUGGUAACUCCAGCUUGGCAAUAUUUUUAACCCUUCUCGACAGAUCAGCCCCUUUUCCAUAUUCAGCACUGAAUUCCAUAUGGUAUUUAAAAGCAUGUUUCAAAGACCCUCCAAAAUUAAGAGUCCCCACCAUCCCAAACAUCUCACGGCCCAUUGCCAGAUUUGAAAAGUCCAAACAUCCCAGCAUAGGGGGGUCAAUCCAGCCCCCCAUUUCCAAGCCAAACCAAACUUUUUCUUUCCAAAUCUGGCUUUUUCCAAGUUCAUUUGUCAGAUCCGAAAACUCAUAUUCCUGUUGGGCCUGUUCUGUCAGGACACACUCCUGAUUUAAUUCCUGGGUGGGCUCCACAUAUUUUCCCACUGUCUGUUCAAAAUUUCCCACUGCCUGUUCAAAAUUUCUAGUCGAAGUCGUCAUCAAAUUCACCUUCUCAUGUAACUGUUCCAGUAGGGCAUUUGUUUUGUAGAAAGCACACAACAAAGCUUCUGAAUACAUUGUCCUGCAAGGUCAAAUGCCUAUUCCCACGAUUGUAAUCUGUAAACAGCUGCCGGCUCCCUGGAGUUGGUUACAGUUUCACAGUCUCCCUCUAGGGGGAAAACUUCUAUUUGAUCUUGCAACAAAGUUUCCUUUUUAGAGAUACUUUGUCAAUAUUUGUUCCUUUGAAAUGCGAAGGGAAACAGUGGAAUCACUAUGUUUCUCUUCUUUUAGCUAUCUGUCAAAAACGUUUGUCUCUGGUCAAUGAACUUCAAACGUCAGUCCUGACACCCCGCUCCAGGAUCAGGACGGAGGAAAGUUGCUUUACUUUAAACUCACUUUAAACAAUCCAAAAAAGAUCCCCCUUCUCCUGCUGUCGAAGGGGGGUUCCACAAUUUUAAAUGAUGAAAUCCAAUCCUUUAAAAGCGAUUUUCUGAGCUCUAGUUUACGUUGUCUUUGCUUUAUUCUGUCUACAGAAGAACGGAAGGCUGACUUCCUGUUUAGACCUUCCCGUUCCGUACCAAAUUGAAAUAGAUUUUUAAGAUCCAAUUCCUUUCUGCUCGCAAGUCCCCAUCUAAUGUCCAGUUGUUCAAAGUCUAAGUACUCACGGGUGCUUAUUUUAGAGUCCAAAUUGUCCCAGGAAAAGGCAGCGCUCUCCGGCAACGGCGAGGCGGCUUCGCUCCACGGAAAUAGCAGUUGACUCACAGCACCGCGCCACUUCCCCUCUUCACUUCGGAGCUCGUUAGUGGGUUCCUUUGCGAGUUGGGGGGGCGCUAAAGGUGCCCGCCGAGUCCCAUGGUCACAGGCUUCAUCCGCCUGUGAUUUUUGAAAGGGUCCCCGCUUCGCCGUAGCGGAGAAGACCCGUUUCCCGCGGAGCUAGUCCCUCCAGUUCAGAGGGAGUCCGCCAUUGCCGAUGGCGCCACCCCGGAAGUUCAUAAUGUAAACAAAUUUUCAAGGAUAGGAAAGGGAGGUGCAUAAGACAUCAUUCUACUCUUGGCACUUUGCCAAGUACAACAAAGAGUGACGACUAGAAUGUAACCUUGGUGACAAAUGGUCAUUAGAGAAAAUUACCUGAGUGCGUUAAGUAUUUGUAUCUGCUUUAAUCUUGACUAGUUCCUGUAUGGUAGCUCCACAGUAUUUUGGUACUUGGACAGAGAGGUCUUGCUAGUUUUGUGUUUAUUGUUUAGUUGUUACAAAAACCCCCCAACAACUCUGGCAGUUUCUUUUUAAUGCAGGCUAUAUUUCUAAGUACUGUACUGGAAUAGGAACCACUAUUUCCUCCAUUCCUUUGGCUUUGCUCUUGCUCCCUGGCCUGCCCAGGGGGCCUUGAUAAUUGUUCUCUCAAAUACCCCCUUCUGGAUUUCAACAACACACACACGUGCCCCGCUCCAGGCAGGUAGGGAUGUUCCAGUCACCCAUUACCUGUUUAACUGGUCAUUUCUGCAACAUCUUCUCCUUCUGGCAGUUCUUUGGGCAUCUGAUCCAGUGUAGUUUAUGACCUUUGGAGUUGAACUAUUUGCUUUACUGUCAGAUAAAAGAAUUUGCUUGUUAUUGAGGAGAGGAGGGGGAGUGCAAAAAAAGAAAAAUGAGGUUGGACCAAGUGGCAAGUUCUGUUCACUUAAGGCCCAUCAAUUUCAACAGAAACUUAAGUAAAGGUGAGUGCAUCCCAUUGAUUUAAGUGUUGUCUAAUUUCAGUUUAGUAUGGAGGAUCUAAACCUUUAUAUCCCUUGACUUCUGCUGGAGUCUUGCUUUUGACUCGAGUCCUUGCAGCUGUCUAGAAUUGUGAAUUUAUAGAGGUGGGCUUUUUCCAUCCAAGGGCCAGUUCCUCAUAGGAAAUCUUUAGGAAACCACAUACCUGUGGUGGGCGUAGCCAGAGGUAAAAGUGGGCAAACAACAGAAGUGACACUUGCUUUUGUACCAUAGGCUGCGUUCCAGCCACACAAAAGUGCACAUGUUUUCCCAGUGAUCCAUCCAAAUAGGAGAUGCAGUAUUCUCAAAGUUCAUGGACGCAUUCCAGCCAAGCAAAAACCUUGAAGAAGGUUUCAGUGCAGGGCUGGUGAGGGCUGUGGCUUGAGGAGAGGCCCGAUAAAGGAAUUUGGCCUGAGGGUCCCCACCCAUGCUCUCCAAACACUGGAAGGUGCAUUCUCUGCACAUGUGACUGGGCGUCUCCCCUCAACUAUAUUCUUUAAGCCUAAUUAGGAUUGCUAGAUGUCCUUCGCUCUGUUUUCAAAGGAUCAAUCCUUACUUUGUGAAGCCAGUUUAGGAAAGCAUUAUGGGAUAGGAAAUUGUGACAUUAAAGAAUAAGGGAUAGUCCUUUAAAAUAAACUUCCUGCAGGAGAUAACGGGCAUGCCUUUGCCCUGUGUCAACACUAUAGAUCCAAAAUGCUUUUUGUAUUUCUAAAUAUUUUAAGUAAACUUAAUUUAACCCUGACCUUGCAGCUUCUUCCCUCGUGUGGGUGCUGUUUGCAGCAGUAUAAAUUCAGUGUAUUUGCAAAUGUGUAUAGCAAUGAUGGGGGAACUGUGUCCACUCUCUCCAGAUGUUGUUGGAGCUCUCGACUCCCAUUAGCCCCAGCCAAAUAUGGCAAGUGGUAAUCCAACACCCUCUGGAGGGCUGCGGGUUCCCCACUCCUGGUUUGCCACUGAAUUUUUCUCUCAGUUUGUUAAUUCCUUGUACUAUUGUUAAGCCAUUGCAGAAACUGGCCUUUGUACUUUUCAUUAUCCCUCACUCCUCAACCCUGUUAGGGUUUGAUCAGAUGAUAUCAAUGAGAAGAUACUUUAUAGCCAUAAUACCUUUUUCAUUAUGAUUUAGGAGAUCUCCCUUGGUCUCAUUCUAGCCACAGGAAAUGAAUGGGGCGUCUUUUAUGUGUGUUUUUUUUCAUGUACAUGGAGAGGAGAUAACAUGUGCUGAAGAUGAAAGCAAUGCUUCGAGAUAGGAAAGGGUGAUGUUUACAUAAGCUUCAGUAGUCUGGCAGAUGUAACUUCCUUGGCCUAUCAGUUCCCGUUUCCUUUAACUAAUAUGAAUUGUCAUAGCAGCAGUUUGAGGUGCCAGCAUCCAACCUCUUAUGUACAUACACAAGGCAGGAUAAACAAUAAAGUGCAAAUUAGUCUUUCGUGGACGGGAAGGCCAAGGUCUCAACAACCUCACUUUGGAAGAACCCAAUUAUAUCUGCCAGGCAAAAAGCUUUUCCUGACAAAUCUGUCUUUCUGGACCCAACCACAUUCUCUCUCACUUUCCCUCCAACUAAAAAGCCAUGGAAAAUGAGGAAGAAUGCUGCCCUUUGCACCAGUUUUUAAACUAAUCAUUAAACUGCUUAUCGUGACCCCUCCUUCCAUUUCUUUUCAGUACUCAGAACUGACUAGGGAAUAAUAGGACUGCCUUGCAAAUGUCAAUUCUGCAAAACAAGCAGACCCUUCCUUUUUCUCUGUGUUCAAGUUCUCCCUGUUUAUUCAGCGAGUGCCCCCUUAUACAUCCGGAAAGGAUUUGUUUGCCCUUCCUCUGAACUGCUUCUCACAAUGUUGUGUUGUCUUGCGAAAUUACUUUCUUUCACUUCUCCCUCUUCCCCCCCCAUAGGCCCCUGGAAGGAAAAAAUAAUUUUUGGAAAAGGGGGGGGGGUGUACGGAAAAUAUUGCAUCUGCUGUGGCAUGGAUGGCUGCCAUGUUCUCUUCUCCCUCCCCAGGGGGCUUCCAUAUGUUUGCCCACCUGUGACUGGUCAAAAUUAAUCUGUUCACACAGGGUCUCCUCUCCACAAGGAGUCUCCUCAGGAGAAAGUUGCCCUCUUUCCCUAGAGAACUAGCUUGCUUAGAAGCUGUGGGUGAGUGGGAACAAGCCAGAAAGGAGUGUCAAUGUUUUGCAACUGAGGAAGCGUACCAUCUUGGCAGCCUUUGGCCUCAUAGUCGGCACUUUUGUUUAAGCAGCCGCGGUUGAGGUACAGUUUGUUCCUAAAGAGGCCUAGGAGCAGCAACAUCUGUUUUUUAUAUUCAUUGGGACAUAGGAAGGAAAUUGCCAUCUAGCUCAAUACUGUCUACACUGACUGGCAGAGGCUCUUCAGGGUUUCAGGCAGGGGUCUCUCCCAGCCCUACCUGGAGAGGAUUAAAACCUGGGACCUUCUGCAUGCCAAACACAUGCUCUGCCAUUAAGGCUGAAUUUGUGACAUACAGAUUCCUUAAUCCCAGAGUUUGUAGCCUUAGCAUAUCCAGUCAUUGCCUAGCACCGUAGCAAGAUUGUGGACGAUACAAUUUUUCAAAAAAGGACUUGUUUUCCUGAUUGGAAUUUUUCUAGCCUUGUGAAUAAGUCUGCAGAAGUAACUGCUCUGCUUGCCUUGCCUGCCCCACACAUCUGUAGCAUAUCAACACACCCUGAAUGGGGACUGGGAUGGGGAGGCAACCAAAUUUCUUCCAGCGUUCACAAAAGCUUCCUUCACUGAUUGCCUGGCAUGAUUCUAACAUGCCACACAGGCUGCAUGCACACCAUACAUUUAAAGCACAAGAGAAUCCUGGGAGCUGUAGUUUGCUCCUCAAAGAGCUACAAUUCCCAGCACCUUUGAUAAAGUACCGUUCCCAGGAUCCUUAGAAGGAAGCUGCAUAGUUUAAACGUAUGGUGUGUACAUACGACUGGGCAACUGGGUAUACAACUCUGGCCUUGUCCUGUUGUAGAGACAAGCACAACCAUAGCACAGGGUGGGGCAUCUUAGGCCCCGAGGCAAAAUGUGGCCUCCAAGGCUCUCUGCCUGGCUUUUGGGACUCUCCGCAGGCCAUGCUCUUCACUGGCCAUGUUUCACAUUCUCCUCAAUUGGUUUUGCCCAGUUGAAAUAUGUCCUUGAACUCGGCCUGAGUGGAGGAUAGAGGCGGGUGGGUUAAGUGUGUGUAGAAAUCUUGCCUACUCUACAAAGGUGAAAUGUUACAUUCAUUGCUUUGCCUGCUUAUGCCUCUGGCCCCACCACCCACUGACAUGCAGCCCCUGGAAGAUUGCCCAAAACCAGCGCUUAAAAAGGUUCUUCACCCCAGCGAUAGCAUCUGUUCCUUUUACAUGCAAGAAGCGCUGACAAGCCAUGGAAUAAGCAGGCGCUGGGGCUGGGGAGGGGUUUGCUAAUGAGCAUCUUUCUGUUGUGGCCAUCCAUGUACGGUGGUAAGUGAAAACUCUGGGCUCGUUUGUGCUUGUUUUCCCUUAGAAGGGAGGGAUAUAUAAAUAUAUUAAAUAAAUAAAUAAAAGCUGUGCAUUCAAGCGCCCAACUGUGGGCAGGGCACUCUUGAGAAAUGGUUCUGGAAUUGCUAACUGGCAUCAGCGCAAAAGGGCUGGUUUGCUGUCCACCCUGAAGAAUGUUAAAAGGAAUCUCAGGACAGUGGUGGAAAUGAUUGUCAAUUUCUUCCUGUGUCUCAAACCUGAGUUAUCCUGAGGCUGUACUUCUCUCCCUUGGUCUCCCUCCCUCCCUCUCUCUCUUCUGACCAGCAUCAUGCACAAAGUCCUUGUGUGCAUAAUCAUUUGACAGGAAUUGUAACACCGGUAAUAUUAACUGCUGCAUAAUCAGCUGCUUUUUCGUCCAGGGUAGGCUUCUGGUUUUCUUCUUGCUCCUGGCACCACACACAUUCGAAAGGGCCGUCCUAUCUCCUGGGAGGUCAUACAUAUAUGAGCAACAGGUAAAAUAGAUUAGCUCCUUUAGGGAGUCACUGGAGAAAUCUGAAAUGAGAAUUGUUGGGCUUCUUUUAAAAGAUAUGCUGCUGACAUGCCAAGGCAUUGCUGUACAUAUACUGUACACCACUUGCUGCUCUACAGUGAAAUGUAAUGGAUCAGAAGUUGUGGAGCAAAGAAACUCCCUCUUUACUACUCCAUAUAAAUACGUUGCCAGUACCAGACCAGAGGUGCAUAUAGGCAAUGACUGUUUUAUGCGCAUUCAAAGCAGGCACAACCAUGCACGUGCACAUCACCACAAGCCAGAAGUGGCUGGAAAAGGAAGCGUCACGGGAGCAUGGCAUGGCGAGCUUACACAUGCUCUGUUGACGAGUGUGGGGGUCAGGGGUGCAACCCACACGCAAAACAGUUAUUGCCUAUACCGUAUUUACUCGAAUGUAAUGCACACCUUUUUUAGCCAAAGUAUGUGGCAAAAAUUAGGAUAUGCAUUAGAUUUGAUGCUGCAUUUACAUUUGCCAGAAAAAACUGUUUUUGGUUUCAAGGUUUUUGAAAAUUGAAGUGUGUGUGUUAGAUUCGAUGGCGCGUUAGAUUCACGUAAAUACAGUAUUUUAAAUUGUGGACACAAUUUUAAAUGACUGAAUGUGCUGUACAGUUUUAGGCUGCAGGCACUGAUUCAAUGAGCAUAUACUAUGCCGUCUUGCCUGUUGCCCUUAUUAAGCUUUUCAAAUUUAUUUAAGUCGAAUUAUAUAUGUUUUCCACUGUGUAACUAUGGUCUGAGGGAGGUGUGAGGGCAAUAUAUCAGUGGAAGAGUUCCUACUUUGCAUGCUGAAGCCCACCACCCCGAGGUAGGACUGGGAAAGACAGCUGUAUGAACCCCAGAAGAGCAACUCAUCAGCAUAUAGACAGCAGUGAAUUAGAUAGGCUAAUAGUCUGAUCUGGAAUAAGGCAGCAGCACCUUAUCAGGCAAGAGGAGGUGGCGAAGAAAAAGCUGUGUCUGUGUGGUGCCAUUCUCAAAGUCUUCAUUUCAUAACAAUCACGAGCUAUAAUGUGGAAGGUAGGGGUUUCUCAGAAAUAGCUGGAUUUGCCUUUUGAGAUGCAAGACGGAUCAUAAGAUGCAUGCAGGACUCUUGGGACGAGAAAAAAGGGACGUUACUCGGGGUUUUUUGAGAAGUUACUAGUCACUUAGUUCUCUCUCAAGUCCUAUAUGGAAUUCACACAUUCCUUUAAGAGCAGAGGAUAAAAAAUAAAGAGCAAAGUUGGUGGAGAUUAUCAAUGACACUGCCUAAAAAUUAAACAGUUAACAAGUGCCAAAGCAUUGCGCUUGAAGGAGACAUGCCCUCCAACCCCUGCUAGCCAACUUCAGGUAGUAAUAUGUUCUUCCUUUAGUCUUAGGAUUCUGCUACUACAGCCUUCAUCCACCUGAUGCCCUCCAGGAGUUUCGAAGCACAGUUUGCAUCAGCAGUAGCACUGAUGUGAGUUGUAUUCCAGAGGGCACCAGGUUGGUGAAGCCUGCUCUGCUGGACCGCUCUAUUCAGCAUGACAUUUGCUGCCUUGUGACUUCCUUUUGGCUCCCCCCACUGGCCACUUUUGGUUCUGAUGCACCAUCGAGACACAAGAGGUGAUGCAUAUAUAUAAAGGGUGAUCUGCAUGGUUUUUUUGUUCAGUACAGUGGAAUUUAUUUUGCAGGUGCGCUAUUAGGGUUUUACCUCUUUUGUUUUUCAGUGCUGGGAGCCUCGCUGAGACAUGUCACGCCCCUCUGCUCCUCCGCCAGGCUACGAUGAUCGGAACCCCCUCUAUCCUCCACCAGCGGGGGGAUAUCCUGCGGGGUACCCAGGAGGCUACCCCCAGCCCCAGCCCCAGCCCCCACCAUACGGUGGUGGGUACGCACAGCCUGGAGGCUACUCGCAACCAGGGGGUUAUCCACAGCCGGUUCCUAUUAUGCCUACAGUCCCAAUGGGCUUUGGUAUGCAUUUUGAUAUGUUUUCCUCCUAGGAUGGGGAAGGGGGAAUACAUUCAUGAGUGGGUGGGGGAUUGGCCAGAUGGAAAAGGGAGUAGUGAAAUGCCACAACUAGAUGGCUACAAAAGCAGGAAGCAUUAAAUAUUGUUGUUGUUCUUUUUGUUGUUGUUCCUCUUCUUCUUUCUGCUCCUCCUCCUCCUCUUCCUCCUUUUUAAAAUGUCCCAACAUUCUCUAGGCACUGCCCUGCCCACAGACUCACAAUGUAAUGGGGACAACACAAAAGGAAAGAAGAAUGGGGAGGGAAGAAUAAAGCAAGCAUGAAAGCAGCUGCUCCUUUCUGCAGCUUAUGAAAAGGGGCCAGAUUGGGCUUUGCCAUUAUGGUCUUCUUGAGAGGCAGGGAGUCCAGCCUCCCAGUGACCCCUUGAUCUUCUAGCUGAUGUGGUUGGGGCUGGGGUGUGCUUCUAUCCAGCUUUGCAGUCCCAGGGCAACUGGCAGGGGACAGAAUUGUAUGUGUGUGUGUGUGCACGCAUGCAUGUGCUGGAGUCGUAGUCCAGCAAUAUCCGGAGGGACACAAAUUCCCUACCUCUGAUAUAUUUGCCUGAUUUAAUUGCCAUAUUAUACUUUCAAACAACCUGGUUAAAAGGGUGGGUUUCCUUCAUGCUUACAUUAUACUUAUAUGGAUGAAUGGGCAAAGUGCAUAUUCUCAUUUGUACUAGUGACUAUGAAUAUGGAACUAUGGUGUGGUAAUCAAAUCUAGGUUAUGUUAAUAGGAAGUUAAAGGGUGUGUGAAUCAUGGAGGAGGCAUUAAAAAGAAAGGCUUAUGCUAUAAUAGGCCACUCCUUUUGAUCUGCAGCUAAAAUUGCCUUUUGAGGCAAAUACACUUCUAGCCACAUAAAGUGGUCUGAGAAGAAUAUGUACUUAAUGCACAGCUUCAGGAGAUUUUGCAAUCAAGCGGCUUGGUUUCAGUAGCAGCUCCCUGGCAGUAAAUACCCAGGUGCUGAGAUCUAAGUAACCUGAAUGAUCAGUGCAGAGGAAAGGCAUAUGGGAGAUGGUGAUUUUAGCGGAAGAUAAUGAGUAGCUAGAGAGGGUGAAUUUAGAGCUCAGAGGGCACUGAGAGACUUUCAGCCUUUCAAAGAGUUGACUGUAUGGGGAGGCAAGUCUUUGCACACCCACCCCAGAAGGUUCUGAAAAUACUAUGCCAACCCAGGCCAGGACUCUAGUUAGAGCAGGUGAAGUUAAUGUAGGAUAAAUACCACCAUUUUGUCUUCCUUUUGACAGGAGAUGUCUAUGGUGGCGGUGCUGGUGGAGAGGAUGGGACUUUCACUACAGCAGACUGGGAUGACAAGAAAGUCAGACACGUUUUCAUCCGCAAGGUAAUAACUAGAGGAACUACCGCUGCAUGGUCCCCCAUUGCAGCCUCCGCUUUAAUGGAUACUUCUCUUGGAAGAAGCUAGUCUGUUGCCUUGUGUCAGAGGGAGAGAAUCUGCAGCGAGCAAUCCUUGGUAUCCUUGCAUAGGAGUCUGUUCACUCUGCUAGGAGGAGUGUUGCCCCGUUCUGCAGAAAUGAAUGAAUUGUGGUUACAAGGCGACAACUAGGCAUUGAUAGGGGCAGGGACUCCUUUUAGAGAACUGAAAGUUUUGCUAACAGUGUUAAUAGAACAAACCAUGCUGCUUUUUCAGCUAGCAUUUUGAAGCACCCCCUUCUGCUAUCCCUGGGUGACUGUGUAACUUUUCAGAAAUGCAGAACUGUAAGGAAGGACAGCUGAGCACAGCAUCCAAACACCUAGGUGAGAAGCAGUUCAGAAAUUCAUUGUUUCUUGCUUUCCCAAAUGGUAUGUGGUAGGUAGCAAACUCAAUUUAUAUCCCCCAGGGCACGUGUAGGGAACCUGGGGCCCUCCAGAUGUUGCUAAACUACAACCCCUAUCAUCCCUGACCAUUGGCCAUACUUGUUGGGGCUGAUGGGAGUUUUAGUUGAGUAACAUCGGAAGGGCCAAAGGGUACCCACCUGUGCUUUAGGGCAAGAGUCUAGAAAAAACUCCUAGCCUGCAAACAGAUAGGUGAACUGCAGGUGGCUGCAGCAUAAUCUGUUGGAAGCAUCUGGCCCUCUCUGUAAUCAGGGGUUCUUUGGAAGAUUUACUGCAGUUCAGAAGACAGUGAAAUGAGCACCAUUCAUUUCCAGUCUCUAGGUUGGCAUUGCUGUGCAUUUACACAGCUUCAUGUAUACCGCAUGUCUUCAUUUCCAGGUCUACACCAUCAUUUCUCUGCAGCUGCUGAUAACUGUGGGCAUCAUUGCAGUCUUCACCUUUGUGUAAGUUUUUGCUCCAGCAGUCACAGACCAGUAGUGCUUUUCCCUACUGAGAAAUGUCCGCAAAAUAACGGUGCUCAGCAAAGCAAUGUAUUUUUUUAUUUCCCCUUUGUUCAUGUUGAAGCUCAGGACAUUUAUUUUCACCUUCCACCAGUAGUAUUAACCAUGCUGACACCAGAAUAGUUAAUAGUGUUGUUGGAAUAAUACUGGUUCUAUAAUUUACUUCUUAUUCAAUUCCAACUCAGUCUAUGGUGAUAAGGAAAGAGAACAAACAGUUUAGGGGUAUCUUUGGUAGUAAAAUUAAAAGAGCCAUAACUCUCCCUCCAGCAGUUAGUUGUAGUACUAUACUAAAUGCUUGGAAUUAUUAUUUACUCGAGUUAGUACCACCAGGGAAAUAGAAACACCUUUUUUUACAACUACAGGAAAAAAUGGUUCUGACUUUAUUCUAGAUACUUACUAGAACAGUGGUUCCCAAACUCCCACUUGAAAAUUGCUGAGGGUCUUGGCAGGCCACUUAAUGAUUUCCCCCCUGCUUGUUGUAGCAAUUGCAACGUGCUGUGCUAGAUGUUGUAUGUUUUUAAGUGUGUUUCUAUUGCUAAUUUUGUUCCUUAUAUUGUAUAACAAUUUACACUCCAUAGAAUUAGGACUGUAGUACAAUGAAAUACAAUAUAAGAAAUAAAAGAAGCAAUAGAAAUACAAUUAAAACUAAAUAUGAAUCGUGUCUUUAAUGUGGACAUACUACAGUCUACCUCAAUAAAGCUUGCAGACCACCAGUGACCCUCAGACUACUGUUUGGGAGACCUCUAUCCUAGGCUAUGCACUGCAAUUGGAGUAUGUUCUUAACAGUUGUCUUCUGUUCAUGAUCUAUUCCUUAUGAGGAUGACACGGGGGGAAAUGUUAAUAUGUAGCAGUGAGGAUAGAGACUGGAGUGUGAAGGGAUCAUACGGAUUUCUUGCAGAAGCAGCAUCCUGCCUCCCGUGAUAAUUAAUGUGAGAGAAAAUAUUUAUAUUACAUAAUUUUCACCCUCCACAGUGAACCCGUAUCCAGUUUUGUAAGGAGAAAUGUUGCUGUUUACUACGUAUCUUAGUAAGUAUUGGCUUCUCUCCAAUAUGCUUACAGGGCUGUGCUGUCUGUCUGCUCAGUUAAAAACAUAAGAAGAGCCUGCUAGAUCAGGCCAAUAGCUCAUGCAGCCAAGUAUCCUGUUCUCACAGUGGCCAACCAGAAGCCCAUGGGAAACCUGCAAGCCGGAGCACAAGAGCAUCCCUGUGGUUUUCCAAUGGAAGCAGAAUGCAGCCACCAGGGCUAGUAGCCUUCAAUAGCCUUCAUGGAGUUGUUCUGAGCUCCAUGGCACAACUUGGGCUAAAUCAGUAUUUUCUGUUAUCGUGGAUCUGGGUGACUAUAGAUACACCCUUCUUUGGGGACGGGAAAGCCUCUUGUCCAGGGUUCUCCAGAAAGCUGGCAACUCUGCUUGUGGAAGCAGGGAUGGAACUUCAGGUUAAAUCACCUCGUUGCCCGGCCAGGCAUUGCAGGCACACAGCUUGCUACCACAGGGUUAAGGGCACACCACUGUAUGUUUACAGGCAUCACCCAAAGGCCAAGCGUGUAUCUGUUGUCACCGUUUGGCAUGACUGGAGGUGGGGCAGAAGGUCCAUGAUCAUUAGAAGUCAGCAAUGAUAUCCUGCCUUGGUGCUGAUGCUCCUAUGUGGUUGCAUUUCCCCCUCCAUUUCUCAUUACUGCUGUUUUGAGUAGUACAGAACUUUGCCAUGGAACAUGGUGCAUAGGAGGAGCAUUUGCCUGGAAGUCAGUCGCUUCCAACUCUGUGGGACUUACCCAUGUUUACUUGGAAAUCAGAUUGGGCUGCAAAUAGCCUAUAUCCUGUGAGAAGUGGAACGAGCGUGGAGAUAGCUGGGCAUCUGUCCCAGGAUGUUAAACUUAUCACCCUCCUGAUGUUGCUGGGCUCCAUCUCCCAUAAGCCCCAACCACCAUGAUUGAUUGCCAAGGAUGAUGGGAGUUGUAGUUCAGCAAGAUCCAGGGGGUCAUAGGUUCCCUGUCCCUGGUCUAUCCCACCAACUUCCAUGUGCAAGAGAGUAGAGCUCGUAGUAGAAGCAGUGGUGAACAAGCCUAGCUCUGCUAAGAUGUGAUGUACAGAGAGAAAACCACAGAGACUAAACUCCCCCUGAGGCGUCGGAAGUGGUGCUCAGGAGUGGCACCAGUGCCCUGAGUUCUCCUAAGUCAGCAAAUGUCACGUAUCAAGGUCCCACACCACAACAAUUGAAGCCAAAUUAACCACUAAACAGGGUUUAGUGGUUAAUAUUCAACUCUUGUGCAUCUGAAAUCCCAGCCUUUUUGUGUCUUUAGGGAGGGAUGCAAAGUUCUUGGUAGAUGCAAGGUCCUCCUAUGACUCAAACAUCUCACUCUUGUUUCCUUCCCCCAGUGCUGUGUUCUUCGUCACUUACCUGGUGCUGGCAUGCUGUGAGGGCCCACGGUGAGUGUUACAUUGGAUAUUCUUGGUGACUGUGGGAUGUAUAGGUAGGUGAGUGGCUGAAUGUGAGGCGGGGUUUUGAAAUGAGUGGCAGCUGGGCAACAUGGGAAAACUAGGCUGUGCAACAAUUUCCCAAACACCGUUUUCUUUCAUUACUUGUGGGUGGUUUGGAGCCAGCGGUGCAGUGUCUGGAGGGGUGUGCAUCCACUUUGAAUGAAGCCUGAACCCAGAGGCUGCUUUGGAGUCUAGAGUAGGAUUGCAACUCACUUGGCCUCUGCUUCUGGUGAAAAAUGCCUACAACUGGGAGGAUGUGCUGCAACACUUGGCCCUAGUGACACUGCUUACAUAUCUCCUUUCUUUUCAAUCUCUUCCAGGAGACGCUUCCCAUGGAAUCUUAUCCUUCUGACCAUCUUUGUAAGUAGGCAAGUUGUUCAUGGGGCUUGGGCAAUGGAAUUUUCCCUGAAUUCCCUCAGUGGUGGUGGUGCAAUUUUUUUUAAAAAAAAAUUAAACAUUUUUAUUCCACUCUUCUUCCUCACUGCUCAGAGUCAUUUACAUGGGUCUAGCCCCAUGGCAUCCUCUCUGUAGCCUUAUAUGCUAAUAAAUAAAUAAAAAUUUAAAAAUUGUCCAGUAGCACCUUAGAGACCAACUAAGUUUGUUCUGGGUAUAAGAUUUCAUGUGCAUAUGCACACGAAAGCUUAUACCCAGAACAAACUUAGUUGGUCUCUAAGGUGCUACUGGACAAUUUUUAAAUUUUUAUUAUUUAUUUCGUCUGUGUCAGACCAACCUGGCUACCUACCUGAAUCCUUACAUGCAUUUUAGACUGAGGGAUUGUUUUGAGUCAAGGUCUUACUCACUGAGCUUCAAGGCUAUGUUUGGAUUUGAGCACAGAUCCUAGUGUGAUGCCAGUGUACACAGUCCUGGGAUGGACUACGUAGCGUAGAUACGAUGGGUUUUUGAUGGAAACUUUAAAAAAAUAAAAAUUCCAGAAAAACCAGAGCGCUGAGGGAUACUAAAUUAUCUAUGCCUAGUCUUGCUUUAUACUCCAGUCAACACCUGAAACUAUUUGUAUGUAGCUUAACCUGAGCAAAAGGUUAAUCAGCUAUUUUGGAUGUACACCCAGUCUAGAUCUGAAGGCUAUGUCUAAUUAUGUACACAAGACUCUUCUGGGGAUAUCACACCAUAUUAAAUUUUGGAGACUCUUUGUUGCAGCAACUCCAGGCAGUUCAGUCAAAGAUUUAUAUGUCUCUUGAGGCCCCACUUUGUGAAUGUAACAGGUGUCCUCAGGGACUAUGUAGUCAUGGAUUGGCAAAAAUGUUAUUGUUAAGGGAUUAAUAAUAAAACAAUUUAUUUAUAUCCCACUCUUCCACCAAAAUCAGUACAAAUAAAACAACCAGUUUCUAAAGAACUUAGUACAACCAAACACUUAAAAAUAAAGGUCAGACAAACUCAAAAUAGCAGCAGAGAUAAAAGAUGUUGCACCUUAAAACUGGCAGCAAUCAAAUGAGAAGUUACACAUUAACAACUUGUCUAAAUACAAGUGCCUUCCAUUACUAGUGAAAAAGACACAACGAGGAGGCCUGACAAACAGCUUAGGACCAGGUUACAUUAGAGCAGAUGUGGCUAAUGUGCCCCUCCCAGAUGUUGCUGGGCUACAGCUCCUCAGUCCAGACCCUUGGCUAUGCUGGUUGGGGCUGGCUGGAGUUGGAGUCAAGAAACAUCUGGAGGGCCACAGGUUAGCCACACCUGCUCUAAGGCACCCUGGUCUUAAGAUGUGUAGGGCUUUGGAGCUACAGUUCCCUCCUUGUCUUACUAGCUUGUGCUAUUUCCCAGGACUGUGCUUACUUGAUGAGAGCAUCUGCAAGAAGAAAGUAUGAGAAACAAAAGUUUCACCUGGUUUUCAGACUUGACAAAUCCUAAUCUGAAGCUAUUGCAGAACUGAAGCUCUUUGAGGUUAUAGUGAUAUGCCAGGAAGGCAAUGUUCACUUUUACCUUCUAUUUUUCUUCUAGACACUGGCCAUGGGAUUCAUGACGGGCACCAUUGCUAGGUAAGAUAAACAUCAUCAUCAUCAUCGUUAGCUUGCUCUCUAGCAAUUAAACUUGAGCUUCUGGUUAGAGGUUACUUUCACAAAGAUGACAUCCAUUCUCACAUCUCACAGCUGUGAUUUAAAUCAGGUACAGGAUUCUGAGGACCCUGAUGAUGCUACACAAACUUCUUGUUCUAUCACUAUGCUUUGGCCCAAGUAUAGUUCUGCUGCUUGUAUCAUCUGCUGCUAUAUAACUAUUAUACCUGAGCCUUAUUGGUGUGUCCAGCCUACACCAAAAUCAUUCAUUUAAGUCUCACUCCACACUGAGCAUUACCCAUCUAGAAAGGAAGGUUUGUAGGUUCCCUGUCUUGAGGUGUUUGUGGCGGGGAGGUAUGAUUGCAAUCCUAAGGGUGAGACUGGUGUGUAUUGGAAAUAAAGCUGUAAGCAGACUUGCUUCUAAAGAAAUGCAUUUAAAACUGAAAUGCUAAGUCAAAACAAUGUUCUGUCUCUUAAUGACUAAACGGUAUUAAUUCUGCUCUAUUGAGACAUGUUCAACUUUGCAUUUCCUUGCUAUUCAGUAUGUAUAAUUGUCCUGAGUUUAGAUCUAAAUUGUGCACUUAGGAUUCAGUGGCAAAAGACAGUUAUCAUAAUGUAGAAAAACAAACCCCCCAGACCCUUAGGUAAAAAUAAUUCUUUAACUCUCUAUUUCAGCAUGUACUCUACAAAGGCUGUUAUAAUUUGCAUGAUAAUCACAGCUAUUGUGGCCAUAGUUGUCACCAUCUUCUGCUUCCAGACAAAGGUGAGGCUUGCUUCUUCCUUGAAGGUAACAUUGGUGUGGUCCAGGGUGGAAAAAAAUCAAUGAUUUUUAAAAAAAAUUAAUUGGAUUUUUUAAAAAUUUAGAUUGGAUUUUUAAAAUAAAAUGCUUUUGGGGGAAAAAUCUUUCCAAAGAUAGUUUUCUAUUUAAGUUAAUUAUAGUCCAAAGGCUAUUCAUCAGGAAAUAAGGAUUUGUUUUAAGUUUUUGUGUGUGUGCUGAAACUCAGUCUAAGUUUUUUUUUAAAGUUUAACCACAUCAGUUAACAAACAUGGAUACAUAUGCUAUAAUGUUAUUGAUUUAGUUAAAUAAAUUGUUUAAAUUGUUAUUAAGGAAAUGAUUAUUUUCCUCCUUCCAAUAAAGUACAGCAGAAAAGUUGUCCAUAUAUAAACAGUUAACUUAUUAAACCUCACAAUAAUUUUAUAAUUAUCUGUCAAUGUAUUUCUAAUAGUAUUACCAAAUCAGUAAUUUUUGAUAUAACUGUAAAAACUUCUCUGAAAAUUUAUUAUUCCAAAAAUGAAACCUUCAUCUGGUUGUAAAUAUUAAGAUUAUGCCAGCGAGAAUGAGUCUUUCUGUGAAAAUAUGAUUUAAAUCAAGUCUUACUGACUAGUGAUUUAAAUCAAAUCCACCCUGGUGUGUGUGUCUUCUGUAUCAUGGAGUUGGUAGAGCAAAGAGGUCUCCUGCAGAGCAAAUUGUGGUAUUGUGUAGAGCGGGCUACUUGCUAUCUGCAUCUUUCCCCCAAAACGUGUCUUGCUGUUGUUGGCAGGUGGAUUUCACAUCCUGUACCGGCUUGUUCUGUGUGUUGGGCAUUGUCGUCAUGGUGACUGGGAUUAUCACAGCCAUUGUUCUGGCCUUCAAAUACGUAAGUAGCUGACAGUGAAAGCUUGGCCUGGGAAGGGAUUGGUGAUGUAAAUGGUAAAAUUGUUGCCCUCCAGGUGUUGCUUGAGUUCAACUCCCAUCCUCUCUGACCAUUGGCCAUGCUGUCUGGGGCUGUGAUGGGAGUCCAGCAACAUCUGGCAGGCACAGGUUCCCCACCCCUGCUUUACAGCUGCAAGCAUGUGUGCUGUGAUUUGCAUUUGACCACUGCAUGCUCCCAUCAAUUACCAGCUAAUAUUGAUAAAUCACUGCAACUAACCAAGUGUCUGGCUCAGUGAUGUGGGGGUUCUGGAUAAUCAGUGUCCUGCCAACCUUCUUUUUUGAAAUGUUCAAUUUGCACUCUCCAGUUCCUCCAAAUGGGUCCUGACUCUGUACCGAUGCUCACAUUUCACUCCCUGCUGCUGCUCCUAUUUGUGCUCUGUGGACAGGCCUAGAGAUGCUGUCACUGAAGUUUUAAUUCAAUCAAAACACUCCACUUGCAGGCCAACGACUCAUUUGGUUCUCUUUCCUUGCAGGUCUAUUGGCUCCACAUGCUGUAUGCAGGCAUUGGUGCCAUUGCCUUCACCCUGGUUAGUAGAUAUAUAUAAUUGUGUAUAUAUAAUUGCUGGUCAUUUAGGUUUCUUGCCUGCUCUACAUCAAUAGGACUCAAGGCAGUCAAUACUGGUGGGAGAACAUAACCUUGCCUGUAUCUUGUGCUAUCCCCUGGGGGGAGCUGGGGUAGAUAGCAACUUCCUUGAUAGCUUUAAAGGCUCUGUAAGAACAGAGAGCAAGAAAGAGCCUAGUGCACAGCUUCAAUGGGGGCUGUGUGGUGGCUCUCCCUCCCAAACAAUAUUUAAUGUCUUUCUGGUUCAUUCUGGUUUGCUGUCAUCAUAGUGUGAUGGGCAGUGCUACGGCUGCUACAUUUGUGGCUCACCAUCUGCAGCAGUGAAGACUUGGCCUCACCACCUAGAUAUAAUUUUAGUUAUCUUGGGUGAUUAGGUAGGUUGCUAAUUGCAAGUGUCUCAGAGCGGAGGUGUAGUAAUUAGGGCAACGGGUGUUGUUGCAGUAUGUGUGUACCAAAAUAAUGCAUGGAUUGUGGUAGCUAACUCGGGGAAUGAAGAAAAUUUUGGUAAUUUCUUCAAACUUGUGACUAACUGCUUUCCUCAUGGCUUUUGACAGUUUCUUGCCUAUGACACCCAGUUGCUGCUGGGCAACAGAAAACACGCCAUGAGCCCUGAGGAAUAUGUCUACGGCGCCCUCAAGAUCUACACAGACAUAGUCUACAUCUUCACCUUCCUCUUGCAGAUUGUGGGCAGCAGAGAUUAGGAAGCUGAGGCCGUGCCUCUGUGCUAGAACUUUGGCAACCCUCCCUAGAAGUUCAGGGGACCCCUGACUUUGAUUUCCUUAAUAUAAUGUUCUGCUGCGUUGCUCUCGCCUCCUAGAAUGUAUAGACGCUACUAAGGGAUUCACAUAGUGGACAGAGCUAAAGAUAAGAUAUGAUACAUUGUAUACGCUGUAGAUAUUGACUCUAAUUUGUAAUAUGUUGUUUAUUUCUCCAUUUCCACAUGUGGAAUCCCCUUUUUGUAUCUGAUGCCCUGGAUGCAGGAAUCUGUAUCACUGCUUUGGAGUGAUGUAUCCUAGCCCUCUCAACUUAUCUCUUAUUUGUAAUUUUGUUUGGUUGUUUGUUUUUGGUCAGCUUACUUAUCUAAAAUGUAGAUGGCCCUUCCAGCUAGAAAAUCCAAAGAUCCAGGGCUCAACUAUACAACUGCAAAUAAAAUUUAUAUUUUUGAAUAAGAUCUCCCAG